Colletotrichum tamarilloi is the source of this 363-nucleotide messenger RNA. RefSeq lists its product as uncharacterized. NCBI's taxonomy places the organism in Eukaryota, Fungi, Ascomycota, Sordariomycetes, Glomerellales, Glomerellaceae. The record is from RefSeq and is a predicted model, not a curated record. Bases 1 to 363 code for a protein of 120 amino acids. The transcript has a single exon.
AUGUGCAGAGAGAGGGCUGCCUGUGUGAGCGCAACGGGCGAGCUUGUAUAUACACCGGCACACAGCUUGUGUCUUGUCAUCGCUGGGUGGCCCGCUAGUCCAUUGGGAUCGAGGAGCCUUCAUUCUUCACGUCAACUGAUGCUUCCGUCAGUGCUGUUGACGACUGGGCUACCUUACUCACUUACUCAGGAAAGAAGACAAGAUGAGAUGCAUAGAUGGACAUGGAGUAUGCGUGUGUGUGCAUAUAUGUAUUUGCCAGUGUCAAGAGCGAUGGAAGGAAGUGAGUGGAAAGGUAAAGUAGUGAGACGAAGCAAAUGGCAUUAUCGGAUACAUCAAUUCUGGUGGCUUGUGGUAGUAAUGUAG